Juglans microcarpa x Juglans regia is the source of this 945-nucleotide messenger RNA. RefSeq lists its product as uncharacterized. The record is from RefSeq and is a predicted model, not a curated record. NCBI's taxonomy places the organism in Eukaryota, Viridiplantae, Streptophyta, Magnoliopsida, Fagales, Juglandaceae. The coding region runs from base 1 to 945 and encodes 314 amino acids. The transcript has a single exon.
AUGUUGGAAAGGGACGAUGUUCUCUUCCAAAACCCCAGCCCCCGCUGUUUCCCUCCUCCCCUCUCCACCCUCCUCAUUUCCCUCAAGAUUUUCUUCCGAAACAAACAGCUUUUCCUUUCCAUCUUUGCCCUCUCCACCCUCCCCCUCUCUUUUCUCCUUUUCUCCCUCUCCCUCUACGUCCAGCCCAUCAAAUCCCGCGUCUACCACCUCGAGGCCGUCGCCUUCCUCUCCUCCACCCGCUUCGAGUCCCGCCACGUCUGGAAGGAAUCGCGCGCCGAUGCCCUCUCCAUCCUCAAGGUUAAGGCCUUCUUCUUCCUCCCCACCUAUUUCCUCUCUCUCUUCACCGCCAUAACGGCCGUAAGUUCUACCGCCUCCGCCUGCCACGCCAAGCACUCCAGCCUCCUGUCCGCCCUCACCGCCGUUAAGCUCACAUGGAGACGGCCCUUGAUCACCACCAUCCUCAUCUACGCCAUCUCGCUCUUGUACGAUCAGGUUCCCCGCACAUUCGCGGCUCUGUCUGGGUCUCCCGGAUCCGAAUUGUUUGUACUUGUAAUGGGUUCGGUUUUCGAGAUUUACUUGAUGGCGGUUCUGAGCCUUGGCCUCGUGGUGUCCAUCGUGGAGGAGGAAUUCGGGUGGGAGGCGUUUCGCGUUGGGUCGGGUCUGAUGGCCGGCAGGAGGUUAUCCGGGUGGGUGCUGUCGGGUAUGUUCGUGCUGGUAUCAGGUACGAUCGCGGGGGAUCUUGAGAGGAUAACGGACGGUCAGGAUCCGUCAUUGGAGACAUCGACGAUGGCGAUGAGCGUAUCGACGGGAAUCAAAGAUAAAUUGGGGAUGAUUGUUUUGUACGGGAUAGUAGUGCUUUUGAGUUACGUGGUUACCACCGUUUUUUACUUCGAGUGUAGAAAACGACACGUAGUUAGGGUCGAAUAUGAGAGCAUAACAAUUUAG